CCGUUUUAUAAAAUGAUAUAGGAACAUAAAGUGUGCCGAAAUGUGAAAAUAUGCGUUGCUUUGGUUUUAAACUAGUUUGAAAUUGAAUUAAUAGUAAUUUAUUAUCAAGUAAUAUUCUGUCGUCUGCUUCACGAAGAGUAUGGUGCUGCCUCUAUUAUGUUUAUGCCAACUUGCAGGUUCGACGGAGAAGUAGAAAAUGGGGGAGUAGUGGCAGUUGUAAAGUGUUGGAUUAGGUUCACGGUGCUCAGAGAAGCUUAUUCAUGGUAAAUAAAGGAAAUUGGUUAUGUGGUAGUUUGUAACGCUUCAUGGUUUAAAAUGGGGUGUACUUUAAAUUGAAGUGUUCAUUUUGAGUGCAUAUUAUCCCCCACUGAGAAUUUUGUAUUCGAGCCCAGGCCCAAAGCAGUUAACGAUACAACAUUUCUGAAACACAUGAAUUACAUCGCCGGGAUUUACAAGUUCUAAAUCAUACACCGUUGUGUUGGACUUGACAACAAAAGUGAGGGACAAUGCAUGCUCAGACUGCAGCAGAAGGAGGCAAUCGUGCAGAAGAUACCGAUUUUUAUUUUGCUGAAGAGACUGCACCAAGUGCAGGAUUUGGCGAAUUUCAGGUAGAAAUACCAGGCACCAUGUGGCUCUGUAGUCCCUAGGAGGGAAAGUGUGCCACUCUGUCAACAUGGGUGGAGCGCUGAGUAAUUUCUUCCAAUCAGGAAGUGCACUUCUCUCAGCUGGUAAUCAUCGUGGUGUCUCAGAACACACCCGCAGUAAAGUGCGCAUCAUAUUUGAUGCUCUCCGGGCCAAUCCUAGAGUUACUGUUCAGAGGCUGGAAGGUUUGCUGUCACAGAUACCGAAAAAUGAAAACAUCCUGUUAGUCCAUAAUGAAGAAGGCUAUAACCUACUCCAGAAAUGUGUGGGAAUUAACAAUGUGGAGAUGGUUCGGUGGAUCCUGUCCCGUAAUCCAGAUGUGAACAGAGGUGCAUGCUCUUUACCACUACAUAUUGCAAGCCUCAAAGGGUAUGAUGAUUGUGUGGAAAUUCUGUUGAAAUAUGGAGCAAAGAUAGAUGUUGAGGCACGUAUGUGCUGGCCUGGUCCUCACAACCAGAACUGUGAGGAGAGAGGCAAAUACUGUGUCCAAGAUGAAUCCAUGGCUGACAGGUCGAGUGAUAAAUUGCAGAGUUCUCUUUUAUAUGCAAUUGAUGGUGAUCAGGUGGAUACCUUGGAACUGUUAAUGCGACAAGGAGAAGUCCACUGGUUACCAUGGCAACAGAAGCGACCCUUGUUGCAUAUUGCUUGUGAACGUGGGGCAUGGAAUUGUGUGAAGUUUCUGGUGUCUGAGAGGUCUGAAGAAAUUAAUCAGUGUUACGAUGAAUACUAUCCUAUCCACCAGGCGGCAUUACAUAACAUUAAGUUUCUUGAUCUUUUGAUAAGCUGUGGAGCAGAAACUAAGGUUCGUACUGCAACUCAGCAGAUGACAGUGCUGCAUAUAGUAUUCCUUAUUGGCCGAAAAUCUGCUGAGGAUACGCUUCAGACAUGCAAACUACUUCUGGAGCAUGGCCUUCGUGAGCUUAUCAAUGAACCUGAUUCUUUGGGAAACACUCCUUUGCAUGGCCUGAUUGUGAGAUAUGCUUUGGAAGAGGCCCGCUAUGGCUACGACCAUGAAAACCAGCCUUGGAACAAAUGGGAUGUCUUGCAUCUGGUGCGGUAUCUCCUGCAGAAUGGUGCCCGUCCUUCUAUAAAUCAACCUGGGAAUAGCGCACUUGCGUGUGUAUUGAGACAUGUUCAUGACUGGGAAUUCCGUUACGAAUUACUCAAUAUGUUGCUUCAGGAAGGAGGAAAUCCUGAUGUUGUUGGGCGAGAUGGAUCUGUACCGCUCAUGGUGUGUUUAGUACCACUUAUCAACAAGGAUCCACUUCAUCAUUUCACUCACACUAUGAAAGUUUGUUACCUGAACUGUGUAAGGAUUCUUUGUAAACAUGGUGCAAAUCCUAACUGCUCAUCUCGAAGCAAUCUCACUCCACUCCAUGUGCUGGUGUUCACUGCUAGUGAAAACAUUGCUCUUAACCGUGAAGAGGAGAAAGCUCAGAACUUUGAAUUCAUUCGCAGUCUUCUAGUACUGUUGUUACAGUAUGGUCUUGAUCCCAUUGUACGCUUCUCCCAGAGGACUCAACACAUCCUCCAAUCACUCAUGGAUAUGGUUCAGAAUGCACGGGGGCCAUCUGACCUCAAUCAUGUGUAUGAUCUGACGUUGACUUUAAUACAGUAUGGUGCAAAUCCAAAUAUAAAUAUUUCAACUUCAGAGUCAAUGACAAUAUGUCAUUCACAGUCAUCAGUGUUCUUGAAGAAGUCAUCAAACCAGAUUCUGUAUUAUUACGUAAUGUUGAUAUGUCGUAAAGAAGAACUUCUCCUGGAUCCACAGCAGAGAUUUGCACGUAUAAUAUGGCUUUAUUAUUUCUGCAUGAACCAUCAAGAGUUAUUUGCAUGUCUCAAGGUGCUAUAUACUCAGCAGACUGGUCUGGUACCAGUGCGUGGGAGUGCACUCUGUAAACUGGUGCGUGAACUAUAUGCACGACCAAGGACGCUCAAGCAGAUCUGCCGUGUAGCCAUAUAUGUUGCUUUAGGAAGACGCCCAGGAAUGCAUAUAAAUAAACUACCUUUACCCGCACAACUCAAAGAUUACAUACUCAAUUUUGAGCCAUAAAGUCAUUUAGAUCUUAGUUUAUAAUCACUGCAAUUCUCCCUCCUUCCUUUCUGCACACCUUAUAUUCUGUAAAAUGAAAUUUACUGUAUUGCAGUGCCACAGUACCUAAUGAUUCAGCCAUUUAUAGUCAUUUGUUCUUCUAUUAAAUUCUGUAAUAGAAGACCUUCAGAAAUAUGUGUAUAUUGUUAAGUAUAUAUAAUUAUGAAUCCUGUCAAAUUAAUAGAAAUAUGCUCUGGUUAUGCAGAAAGUUCAUAAACAAAAAUAUAAUGUAAAGUUUGUAAAGUGAAUUAAAAAAACAUACAGCAGUUAAGAUCUGAUGUACGAGUAUACACAUGCAGAGAAUUAAAUUAUGUACUACUUUGAGGGAUGAAAAUUUUAAUUUGUAAUUAUUUGUUGUUUGUUCAAGAGAAAAAUUGAUAAGCUGGAUAUGUUCCUAAAAUACAUAAGAGGUUUGACAAUAAAAUAUCCAGACUGACUCUAUAAAAGACAAAAAGUAUUUUGUCAGUAACCAUUAAUUUGUUUUUGCCUAUGAAAUACUUUCCUUCUGACAUCAUAUGCAUGUUUCAUGCCUGAACGCAUCACUGGAAAUUAUGCUAUGGAAGUCAUUCCAGUACAGCAGUCAAUUUUUUCUGAGAACCAUCAGUGAAAGUCUGAACUUAAAUUGAAUAACUGAAAUUUUCAAUAAUGGGAGCUUGUAAAAUUAACAAGAUACAAGAUUUGGGAAGGUGCAUUGCUAUGCUGCAAAAUAUGCUUUCUCCAAUCAUGGAUUUAGUACUUUUUGUUACUUUCACAUUGGAGAAUUAGCCAUUUUGUUCCUGGCUUAAAUUAGAAGACUAGGGUCUUGUGGGGAUUUCAAUAUGCACUGUCUUUGCCAGUGCUGCCACAUAUUGGACAGAACUCAUUCUGGUUAUUUUAUUGACAUAAUUACAAGUCCUUUUGUUUGGGAAUUCAUGCAUGCAAAAUUUUGAUGAAUUUGGAAGUCAUUGAUUUGGUUAGUGAUACUUGAACGGUCCACCACCCUUCUGUAGUACACAUAAGCACAUCUGAAUCCUUUAGAGCUCUGGCACAGAUAUUAUUCCUUGUUUGGAAUACAUUUUUUCCAUGUGUUACCAAGGGGUCUUUUGUUAAAAAUAAUUAUGCAACAACACAGAAGAGUCUCCCCCAAUGCAGAAUAGAAUUUGUAAGCCUAACAUUUUAAUUUAUGUUACAAAAAUAAAAUUAUUCUUUCUCUAAAGAAGAAAGCAGUCUUCUGGGAUGUCAU
Cryptotermes secundus is the source of this 3956-nucleotide messenger RNA. RefSeq names its product ankyrin-3. The record is from RefSeq and is a predicted model, not a curated record. Gene Ontology annotation, molecular function: protein binding. Lineage: Eukaryota; Metazoa; Arthropoda; Insecta; Blattodea; Kalotermitidae. Gene Ontology annotation, biological process: intracellular signal transduction. Bases 674 to 2695 code for a protein of 673 amino acids. The transcript is spliced from 9 exons.